Messenger RNA from Puma concolor (puma), 1026 nucleotides. NCBI's taxonomy places the organism in Eukaryota, Metazoa, Chordata, Mammalia, Carnivora, Felidae. The record is from RefSeq and is a predicted model, not a curated record.
AUGCCCCAGUUCAAUCCCUCCAUCAUGUGGAGCUGCGGCCCGCUCAACGGCACGGGCGGCGCGGAGGACCAGCCGCUGUGCCAGCACCUGCAUCUGGUCCUGUCCGUCUUCUCCCUGCUCUACCUGGUGGCCGGCGUCCCCGUCGGCCUGGGCUACAACGCCCUGCUCGUCCUGGUCAACCUGCACGACCAGAGCAGCAUGACCAUGCCUGACGUCUACUUCGUCAACAUGGCCGUGGCGGGCCUGGUGCUCAGCGCCCUGGCGCCCGUGCACCUGCUGGGCCCCACCGCCUCCGGGUGGGCCCUGUGGGGCUUCGGUAGCGAGGCCCACGUCACGCUGCUGGUGCUGUUCAACGUCUCCUCCCUGGUGACCAUGUACUCCACGGCCCUGCUCAGUCUCGACUGCUACAUUGAGCGGGCGCUGCCGCGCACCUACAUGUCCAGCGUCUACAACACGCGACACGUGUGCGGCUUCGUCUGGGGCGGGGCCCUGCUCACCAGCUUCUCCUCCCUGCUCUUCUACGUCUGCAGCCACGUGGCCGCCAGGAUCGUUGAGUGUUCCAAGAUGCGGGACGCGCAGGCCGCGGACGCCAUCAUGGUGUUCAUCGGCUACGUGGUCCCCGCCCUGGCCGUGCUCUACGCGCUGGCGCUCAUCUCGAGGAUCCGGAAGGCGGACACGCCGCUCGACCAGGACGCGGGGAGGCCGGACCCCUCGGUGCACAGGCUCCUGGUGGCCACCGUGUGCACGCAGUUUGGGCUGUGGACGCCUCACUACCUGACCCUCCUGGGGCACACGCUGCUGGCCUUGCGGGGGAAGCCCGUUGACAGGCACCACCUGGGGAUCCUGCUCUUCGCUAAGGACGUGGCGAGAUUCCUGGCCUUCUCCAGCAGCUCCGUGGUGCCGCUCCUUUACCGCUACAUCAACAGAAACUUCCCCAGCAAACUCCGGCGGCUGAUAAAGAAAAUGCACUGCGGGCGCCAGAGCUGCUCCCCGGACCAAGCAGGGGUACAGCAGGUGAUGGCGUAG